This is a messenger RNA of Aspergillus mulundensis, 2556 nucleotides long. RefSeq names its product ribonucleotide-diphosphate reductase subunit RNR1. Gene Ontology annotation, cellular component: ribonucleoside-diphosphate reductase complex. Gene Ontology annotation, biological process: DNA replication; deoxyribonucleotide biosynthetic process. The record is from RefSeq and is a predicted model, not a curated record. Gene Ontology annotation, molecular function: ATP binding; ribonucleoside-diphosphate reductase activity, thioredoxin disulfide as acceptor. Lineage: Eukaryota; Fungi; Ascomycota; Eurotiomycetes; Eurotiales; Aspergillaceae. The transcript is spliced from 3 exons. Bases 1 to 2556 code for a protein of 851 amino acids.
AUGUUUGUCUACAAGAGAGAUGGACGCAAAGAACGCGUGCAAUUUGACAAGAUCACGGCUCGUGUCUCAAGGCUGUGUUACGGUCUUGACCCGGAGCACGUCGAUGCUGCUGCUAUCACGCAGAAGGUCAUCUCUGGUGUCUACCAAGGUGUCACCACCGUCGAACUUGACAACCUGGCUGCUGAGACCGCCGCGUACAUGACCGUUACCCACCCAGACUAUGCCAUCCUUGCCGCUCGUAUUGCGGUCUCGAACCUCCACAAACAAACUAAGAAACAAUUUUCUCUCGUCAUCUCAGAUCUCUACCACUACGUCAACCCAAAGAAUAAAAAAGAAGCACCUAUGAUAUCCAAGAGCACAUACGAAAUUGUGAUGAAACAUGCAGAAGAGCUCAACUCUGCUAUCGUGUACGACCGCGAUUUCAACUACAACUUCUUUGGCUUCAAGACUCUUGAGCGAUCAUACCUUUUGCGACUAGAUGGAAAGGUUGCCGAACGUCCUCAGCACCUGUUGAUGCGUGUUGCUGUUGGAAUUCACGGCAGCGAUAUUGAGCGAGCAAUCGAGACCUACAACCUGAUGUCCCAGAAGUACUUCACACAUGCCUCCCCGACUCUGUUCAAUGCAGGCACUCCUCAGCCCCAGCUGGCUUCUUGCUUCUUGGUCGAUAUGAAGGAAGAUAGCAUUGACGGUAUUUACGACACACUGAAGACCUGCGCUCUGAUCUCAAAGACCGCUGGUGGUAUUGGCUUGAACGUCCACCGCAUCCGUGCCACUGGCUCUUACAUCGGCGGCACCAAUGGAUCAUCCAACGGUAUUGUUCCCAUGCUCCGGGUGUUCAACAACACCGCCAGAUACGUCGACCAGGGAGGAAACAAGCGUCCCGGUGCCUUUGCCAUCUAUCUGGAGCCGUGGCACGCUGAUGUUUUCGAGUUCCUGGACCUGCGCAAGAACCACGGAAAGGAGGAAGUGCGAGCUCGUGACUUGUUUUAUGCUCUUUGGACUCCCGAUCUGUUCAUGAAGCGAGUCGAGGCCAACGGUGACUGGACCCUCUUCUGUCCCAACGAGGCUCCUGGUCUGGCCGAUGUCUACGGUGACGAGUUCGAGGCUCUUUAUGAACAGUACGAGAAAGAAGGCCGUGGUCGCCGAACCAUCAAGGCUCAGAAGCUCUGGUACGCCAUUCUGGAGGCCCAGACCGAGACUGGAAACCCCUUCAUGCUUUACAAGGACGCUUGCAACAAGAAGAGCAACCAGAAGAACUUGGGAACUAUUCGCAGCUCCAACCUCUGUACCGAGAUUAUUGAAUACACUGCUCCUGAUGAGGUCGCUGUUUGCAACUUGGCCUCUCUUGCCCUGCCUACUUUCGUCGAUGCUGCCCGCGGCGAAUACGACUUUGGCAAGCUUCAUGAAGUUGUUGAAGUCCUGGUUCGCAACUUGAACAAGAUCAUCGACAUCAACUACUACCCUGUGCCCGAGGCCAAGAAGAGCAACUUCCGCCACCGCCCGAUCGCUCUUGGUGUCAACGGUCUGGCUGAUGCAUUCCUUGCCUUGCGCCUGCCCUUCGACUCCGCCGAAGCCAAGCAGCUUAACAUCCAAAUCUUCGAGACCAUCUACCACGCUGCGCUGACCGCUUCUUCGGACCUGGCCAAGGAAUACGGACCCUAUGAGACCUACGAAGGCUCGCCCGUUUCCCAAGGUAUCCUGCAGUACGACAUGUGGGAGCGUACCCCCACUGAUCUGUGGGAUUGGGACGCCCUCAAGGCCAAGAUUGCGCAGACUGGUGUCCGCAACAGUCUUCUCGUUGCGCCCAUGCCUACUGCCAGUACCAGUCAGAUUCUGGGCUUUAACGAGUGCUUUGAGCCUUACACAUCCAACAUCUACUCUCGCCGUGUUCUUGCGGGUGAGUUCCAGGUUGUCAACCCUUGGCUGCUCAAGGACCUUGUUGACCUUGGUCUCUGGUCCGACAACAUGAAGAACCGCAUCAUUGCGGAUGGCGGUUCCGUGCAGAACAUCCCCAACAUCCCCGACGACAUCAAGGCUCUUUACAAGACUGUGUGGGAGCUCUCGCAACGACGAAUUCUGGAGAUGGCCGCGGACCGUGGUGCUUACAUUGACCAGUCUCAGUCGCUUAACAUCCAUCUGAAGGAGCCCACCAUGGGCAAGAUUACUAGUAUGCACUUUGCUGGUUGGAAGAUGGGCUUGAAGACUGGAAUGUAUUACCUCCGUACGAUGGCUGCCUCUGCUCCUAUCCAGUUUACUGUCGACCAGGAGCAGCUCAAGGUUGCCGACACCAACAUCGCACGAUCAAGCAAGAAGAGGGCUGGUGGCAUUGCGGCUAGCACCUACUCGGCUGUUCCCCGUGCUCCUGCCGGCCAGGUGAACGGAGCCAGUGAAAACGCCACAAUUGGCAUUUCCCGCGAGGCCGACGUCAACAGCGAGGCUGACAACUCAGAGGAAGAGAAGAAGGAAGGCGAGCCCAGCGAGGCGGACAUCUACUCGCAGAAGGUUCUUCAAUGCAGUAUUGAGAACAAGGAGGCCUGCAUUAUGUGCCAGGGCUGA